GGACACCCGGAGUGGAGGCAAUCCUUAUUUUCAGCUGGAGUGCUCCUCAUGAGCCAGCGUCACCCUUAGAAAAUAUGUUUUCCAUGAGGAUCGUCUGCCUGGUCCUAAGUGUGGUGGGCACAGCAUGGACUACAGAUACUGGUGAAGAUGACUUUCUAGCUGCAGGAGGAGGAGUGCGUGGCCCAAGGGUUGUGGAAAAACAACAAUCUGUCUGCAGAGAUUCAGACUGGCCCUUCUGCUCUGAUGAAGACUGGAACUACAGAUGCCCUUCUGGCUGCAGGAUGAAAGGGUUAAUUGAUGAAGUCAAUCAAGAUUUUACAAACAGAAUAAAUAAGCUUAGAAAUUCACUAUUUGAUUAUCAGAAAAACAAUAAGGAUUCUAAUUCAUUGACCAGAAAUAUAAUGGAAAUUUUGAGAGGCGAUUUUGCUGCAGCCAAUAACCGUGAUAAUACCUAUAACAGAGUGUCAGAAGAUCUGAGAAGCAGAAUUGAAGUCCUGAAGCGCAAAGUCAUAGAAAAAGUACAGCAGAUCCAGCUUCUGCAGAACAAUGUUAGGGCUCAGCUGAUUGAUAUGAAACGACUGGAGGUGGACAUUGACAUUAAGAUCCGAUCUUGUAGAGGAUCCUGCAGUAGGGCUUUAGCUCGUGAAAUAGAUCUGAAGGACUACGAAGAUCAGCAGAAGCAACUUGAACAGGUCAUUGCCAAAGACUUACUUCCCUCUAGAGACAGGCAACACUUACCACUGAUGAAAAUGAAAGCAGUUCCAGACUUGGUUCCCGGACAUUUCAAGAGCCAGCUUGAAAAGGCGCCCCCAGAGUGGAGGGCAUUAACAGAAAUGCAGCAGAUGAGAAUGGAGUUAGAGAGACCUGGUGGAAAUGAGAUUGCAGGAGGACACUCCACCUCUCAUGGAACAGGAUCAGAGACGGAAAGCCCCAGGAACCCUAGCGGUGCUGGAAGCUGGAACCCGGGGAGCACUGGACCUGGAAGUACUGGAAACCGAAACCCUGGGAGCUCUGGACCUGGUAGUACCGGAACCUGGACACAUGGGAGCUCUGGAUCUGGUAGUACCGGAACCUGGACACAUGAGAGCUCUGGAUCUGGUAGUACCGGAACCUGGACACAUGGGAGCUCUGGAUCUGGUAGUACGGGAACCUGGACACCUGGGAGCUCUGGACCUGGUAGUACCGGAACCUGGACACCUGGGAGCUCUGGACCUGGUAGUACCGGAACCUGGACACCUGGGAGCUCUGGAUCGGGUAGUACCGGAACCUGGACACCUGGGAGCUCUGGACCUGGUAGUACCGGAACCUGGACUCCUGGGAGCUCUGGAUCUGGAAGUACUGGCAAUGAAAACCCUGAGAGCUCUAGACCUGGUAGUACUGGAACCUGGUCUGGCAGCUCUGGAAGUGCAGGUACUGGGACUUGGACCUCUGAGAGCUCUGCAACUGGUAGUACUGGACAUUGGAGCUCUGGAUCUGGAAGUUUUAGGCCAGAUAGUUCAGGCUAUGGGAACACCAGGCCUACCAACCCAGACUGGGGCACAUUUGAAGAGGUGCCAGGAAAGGUAAGUCCAGGGACAAAGAAAGAGUACCACACAGAUAAACUGGUCACUUCUAAGGGAGAAAAAGAGCUCAUGAUUGGUAAUAAGAAGGUCACCUCUGGUAGCACAACCACCACGCGUCAUUUAUGCUCUAAAACUGUUACUAAGACUGUUAUUGGUCCUGAUGGUCACAAAGAAGUUACCAAAGAAGUGGUGACCUCUGAAGAUGGUUCUGACUGUCCCGAGGCAAUGGAUUUAGGCACGUUGUCUGGCAUGGGUACUCUGGAUGAUUUCCGUCGUAGGCACCCUGAUGAAGCUUCCUUCUUUGACACUGACUCAACUGGAAAAACAUUAGAAAGUCUAUUCUCAUCUAGGUUCAGAGAGUAUGAUGGUGAGUCUAUGGACUCAGAAUCUGGCAUCUUUACAGAUACCAGUUCUCAUCACGCUGGGGUACGUGAAUUCCCUUCCAGCAGUAAAACUUCAAGUCACAGCAAACAGUUUGUCAGUAGCACGGCAUACAGCAAAGGAGGCUCCACAGUACAAUCCAAGAGCCGUGCAAUGGCAGAUUAGGUCUAAAGUGAAGCUGAUCAUGAAGGAACACAUACCAUUAAGAGAAACCAUGCUAAAUCUUGCCUUACCAGAGGUAUCCACACUUCUCCUUUGGGGAAGCCUUACCCUGUCCCCCUAGACUAUGUUAAAUAUUUCUGCACAGUGUUCCCAUGGCACCUUGCAUUUCCUUCUUAACUCUCUGUUACACUUUAUUGAAACUACACUUUUUUGGUCUGUUUUUGUGCUAGACUGUAUAAGUUCCAUGGGGGAAAGGACUUUGUCUCAUCUCUGUAUUCCCAAAUGCCUAACAGUACAAAGUCAUGACUCAAUAAAUACAUGUUAAAUGAAUGAA
Molecule: messenger RNA, 2439 nt
Organism: Sapajus apella (tufted capuchin)
Lineage: Eukaryota; Metazoa; Chordata; Mammalia; Primates; Cebidae
Gene: FGA
Product: fibrinogen alpha chain
Exons: 5
Coding region: 75-2108 (677 amino acids)
Biological process (GO): negative regulation of endothelial cell apoptotic process; blood coagulation, common pathway; blood coagulation
Cellular component (GO): fibrinogen complex
Molecular function (GO): signaling receptor binding; extracellular matrix structural constituent
Source: RefSeq, a predicted model, not a curated record